This is a messenger RNA of Striga hermonthica, 957 nucleotides long. Lineage: Eukaryota; Viridiplantae; Streptophyta; Magnoliopsida; Lamiales; Orobanchaceae. The record is from the annotation of a GenBank genome assembly.
AUGGCAUCCCUUCUUUCAAAGGGAGUGGCAAUUUUCGUUUCGGCUCUUGUCCUCACUGUCUCGGCGGCAAUCCUUGUUUUCCUUCUCUCAACAUGUCUGACAUCAUCCCCUUGCAGCUGCCCCCCAGUCUCCCCCAACACAGCCACCAGCAAGAACCCUAAAACCACGGCCCAUAUAUCUCCAUCACAUGUUGAUAUAGAGUGGGUCAAAUCCCAAAUCCUAGCCAACAAGCUGCAGAUGCACAGAAACAUCGUGCGUAAGGGCAUAAACCCUCGGACUCGCGAGCAGCAGCUGCAAGACCUACAGCUAUUCAAGGGCUUAUCCCACUAUGAAGGCCGAGAAGCGAAUAACCACACUCUUCUCCCAUGUCCCGGCAACCUACUCGUCGAGGAGCACCACAGCAAUUAUGGAGAGCCAUGGGCCGUGGGCCGUGACAUAUUCGAGUUUUUGGUCGGGUCGGCUAACCUGAACCCUAACUCUACAGUGUUGGAGCUAGGUUGUGGGACCCUCCGAGUGGGCCUUCAUUUCAUCCGGUUUCUGGAUCCCGAGCGGUACCACUGCUUGGAGCUGGACGACCUUUCUAUAAUGGCUGCCUUAAGGUAUGAGCUCCCAUCUCAGGGUUUGUUACAUAAGCGUCCGCUGAUCGUGAAGGGUGAGGAUAUGGAUUUCGGUGUGCUUCGAUCCAGUUUGAAAUAUGAUAUGAUAUAUGGGACUGCUGCAUCUCUGCACAUGCCUCGCACGCCGGUGUGGACCCUUUUACGGAGAAUUGCCGGCUGUUUGAGACCUGAGGGUUUAUUAUUUGUCUCUGAGAACAUGAAGUUCUGUACUCGUUUGGGAGGCAACUUGUGCAACAGCAAGCUAAAGAGCCUUGGCUUGGAGUACAUCGGUAACAAAACACAAGAUUGCCUCCUUUUCAACCACUACAAGAAGUGGUUUGCAUUUAGGAUGGAAAUGUAA